Molecule: messenger RNA, 2242 nt
Organism: Pseudovirgaria hyperparasitica
Lineage: Eukaryota; Fungi; Ascomycota; Dothideomycetes; Acrospermales; Acrospermaceae
Exons: 4
Coding region: 59-2083 (674 amino acids)
Biological process (GO): tyrosyl-tRNA aminoacylation
Cellular component (GO): mitochondrion; cytosol
Molecular function (GO): ATP binding; RNA binding; tyrosine-tRNA ligase activity
Source: RefSeq, a predicted model, not a curated record
CUUUUCUCGCAUUCUUCGCGUCGAACGGCCGCCUCGAUCGUAGCAUCCUGUCGCAUUGAUGUCAUUGACUGAUGCAAGCUCUCGCGUGGUGCGGCGCGGUGCAUCACGAUGCUCCAUAUUCCCGUCGCCAUCGCCUGUCUCGUAUGACGCGCGAAGAUGCAUUUCCCAGGGGUGGCUAAGGAAAGAAGUGGAGAGAAAUCUGAAUUGGAGUAGGACUGCUAAGGAAAUCGAUGCGGGCAGGCAAAAGAGUUUUCUGACCAUGCUCGAGGAGCGCGGCCUUGUCAAACAGAUAGCUGGGAAUCGGGAUGCGUUGGACAAGCUCCUUACGAAGAAGCGCAUAGGGGUCUACUGUGGUGUUGACGCUACGGCAUCCUCUCUACAUAUUGGGCACAUGCUUCCUGUGAUGAUACUGUUCUGGUCUUAUGUCCACGGUUAUCCGACUUUCCACCUGAUAGGUGGUGCCACUGCAAAGAUAGGAGACCCUAGCGGCCGCUCGACAGAACGAGAGCCCAUGCACAGGAGCAGCAGAAGUAAGAAUAUUUUGUUAAUGCAAGAACAAAUUAAGAGAAUGUGGAAGAAAAUAGAGUUUUAUGCUGCUCGUCACGGCUUUGUUCAUGAUAAGAAGAGCAUGAGCUGGCUACGCGGAAUUUACAACAACUCAACCUGGCAUAAUAAAGUCACUGUGUCGGAAAUAUUGGGCCAGCUCGGGAGGGGAAUAAGAAUCUCGACCUUGCUGGGUCGUGACAGUGUAAAAGAACGUCUGAAUAGCGGUGUCGGUAUGAACGUUGCCGAAUUCUUCUACCCUCUGAUGCAGAGUUGGGAUUGGUGGGAGAUGUUCAAACAAAAGGGGGUGCAACUUCAGAUUGGCGGUUCCGACCAAUAUGGCAAUCUUCUGUCGGGCAUUGAAGCUGUGAGUUACAUGCAGGCAAAUGUGUCGCAUGAUUCCGAACGAAUUAAGCAACCAGACCUGGCCGAGGGCGACUUUAGCCUGUUUGCGAUUACGACUCCCCUAUUGACAACCCCGUCCGGUCAGAAGUUGGGCAAAAGCGCUGGAAACGCUGUGUGGUUGGAUCCGAAUCUGACCACACCAUACGAGUUAUACCAAUACUUCGUCCGCCUUCCCGACAGCGAGGUCGAGCAAUACCUCAAAUGGUUCACAUUCAUCCCAGUCAAGGACAUUGGGGUCAUCAUGGAAGAGCAUAACAAAGAUGCCAGCAAGCGUCUCGCCCAAAACUUUCUCGCCCAUGAAUUCGUCGAACUCGUUCACGGCUGGCAUAUAGCUGAAGAAGCCCGGAUACAGACCACUCAACUUUACCCAAACAGCGUCAACGUAUAUGAGUACUUCAAAGACCUCAUAAACAUCAAAAGUCCAAAUCAAACCGCGAAACCCCCGCCGCCUCUCCCAGACUACGCCGCCCCGGUCCAGGUCCCUGAUAAAGAUGCGCGCAAGCAAUUCGCUCAGUACACAUUGCCCGAGCUCAACAAAUAUGCACCCCAGAUGAACGUUUUCAAUAAGAACGUUGAUACUGCGAUCAAGCUCCCGCGCGCAUUUUUCGCGCGGAAAUCCUGGCCCGUCAUCUUGUACACUAGCGGCCUGGCGGGUUCGCGCACUGAAGCCACAAAGCUGUUACAAAACAAAGGCGCAUACGUGCAUGGCGCGCACGGCGGCAACAUUGAGACUAAAGAUCGCGUUGUCUGGAACCCGAUCACAGCGACCAAGAUCGGCGACGCGGUGCAGUACAUUCGCGACAAUACGCUGAUGAUCAGAGCCGGGAAAUGGAAUCUCAAGGUUAUUGAGGUUGUCGAUGAUGAGGUAUGGGAGCAAGAGGGCAUGACGUUCCCGGUGGAUAAAGACGGGAAGCCAAAGGCACAAUUGGCAAGACCUGGAGAGGAAGAAUACGAUGAAAAUGUCGAGGCUAUCAAGCUGCUGCAGAGUCUGCCGCGCAGUAGCUGGAAGCCGGGGAUGACAGCUGGUGAAGCGCUUGAAAUUGCUAAGGCACGCGAUGGAUCGAAGCCGACCGCUCAAAAAAGGUUCAGUGAUGCGCCGCCAGAUGGACUGUCAGGGUUUAGUGGCGUUCAUUGAGCAAACUCCUCGGAAAUGUAAUAUAUGUAUCAAGAGUGUGCGCGGGUUGAAUAGCAUUGCAUGGCGAGUGUCAAGAAUCCUGCUCGAGGAGCAUCUUAUCUGUACUAUAUUGUACUUUAACACGCAUAACACAUAUACUCCCCCAACUCCGCCACAUGC